CAUCUGCCUGAGUGCAGCUGCAUGCCGGAGCGUAGCAGUGCCAGGAGGCUCGCUAUAGCCUACAUUGCAGGAGAGGCUCCCAGUGCAGCCAGGCUGUCACAUCAUCAUCUUCAGUACGCUGAUAUACUAGCUGGAGAUUUACCGUUCCUCCAGUGCUAUGGUGUUAUUUGCCAAUCCAUCAGUGCAUUCUCCCAGGAGGGUUGCAGUCACCACAGACGGGGAUGUACCUGCACUGAUUGCACAGUCGGCAGUAGAACUCCACUAGGAUUAAGUAGUAUUGUGCAGAGCAUGUGCAGGUGAUCAGGCAUGGGGGAACAGCUCUGCUGCUACUAAUCCUCCCACUGCCUGGGGCUGCUGCCCUGACUUCUCCACAGCUUCCUGGCAUCCCAAGGACGCAGGACUUCACUGCCACCACCUCCCCUGACUCUGUAAUCCUGUCACUUGCAGCACUCACUGAUCUCUGGCACUUCCCAGAAAACCUGUCCUGCUCCCAGUAUAAUAGACCUGCUGUGCUCCAUGAGCCACUGAGCAUCCAGCUGCUGGGUCACUGAGCUAGGCUCUCCCUCUGAAGUCAUGCAAGUCUCCAUAGCCUGCACUGAGCACAACCUGAAGGGCCGAAAUGGGGACGAUAGGCACAGCAAGCAAAACUCCAGUGGCCCCAACGUAGUCAAUGCUGCUAGGGCCAGGUUCCGCACCGUGGCCAUCAUUGCGCGGAGCCUGGGCACCUUCACCCCUCAGCAUCACAUCUCUCUAAAAGAGUCUACAGCAAAGCAGACUGGCAUGAAAUACAGAAAUCUUGGGAAAUCUGGACUCCGUGUAUCAUGCCUCGGACUCGGAACUUGGGUCACGUUUGGAGGACAAAUCUCUGAUGAGGUGGCCGAGCAGCUAAUGACCAUUGCAUAUGAAAAUGGAGUAAACCUCUUUGACACAGCAGAGGUCUAUGCGGCUGGAAAGGCCGAAGUCAUAUUGGGGAAUAUCAUCAGGAAGAAGAACUGGAGGCGUUCAAGUCUAGUCAUCACAACUAAAUUAUAUUGGGGUGGAAAAGCAGAAACAGAAAGAGGUCUAUCAAGGAAACAUAUUAUUGAAGGAUUAAAGGGCUCACUACAGAGGAUGCAGCUGGAAUAUGUGGAUGUGGUAUUUGCAAACCGGCCAGAUAGUAAUACCCCCAUGGAAGAAAUUGUCAGGGCAAUGUCGUAUGUAAUUAACCAAGGAAUGGCAAUGUACUGGGGAACAUCGCGCUGGAGUGCAAUGGAGAUUAUGGAAGCUUACUCUGUAGCGAGGCAGUUCAACCUAAUCCCUCCAGUGUGUGAGCAAGCAGAAUAUCAUCUUUUUCAAAGAGAGAAGGUAGAAGUCCAACUGCCUGAGCUGUACCAUAAGAUAGGAGUUGGAGCAGUAACUUGGUCUCCUCUAGCUUGUGGAAUCAUCUCUGGAAAAUAUGAGAAUGGAGUUCCGGAAAGCACGCGGGCAUCCCUAAAGUGCUACCAGUGGCUAAAGGACAAAAUACUGAGUGAGGAGGGCCGCAAACAGCAAGCUAAGCUGAAAGAUUUGGUACCAAUUGCAGAACGUCUGGGAUGCACUCUGCCGCAGCUUGCCGUAGCUUGGUGUCUUCGGAAUGAGGGAGUGAGUUCUGUCUUAUUGGGGUCCUCUAAUCCAGAACAACUGGUAGAAAACCUAGGAGCCAUACAGGUCCUUCCAAAGAUGACAUCCCAUAUCGUGACUGAGGUUGACAACAUUUUGGGUAACAAGCCAUACAGCAAAAAGGACUAUAGAUCGUAACAUACUACUUGAACAGCGGACUGCAUGGUUAUAGUAGUGCCCUGUAUAUAGUACAGGUUCACUAUGUAUAAUGGAUCCCCACACACCUACUCCAGUACUUAUCCUGACUGGGUAUUGCUGCCACUCGGCUCCUACACCUAGAAGCACAUAAAGGAACUGUAAACUUUAAAUAUUCUUUGUACCUGUUUCUUACCACUUGAUUUCACGCGUACUGCUUACACUGCUAUCCAAUGAAUGCUCUUAUAAAAUUAUACUACAAAUA
Pseudophryne corroboree (corroboree frog) is the source of this 2038-nucleotide messenger RNA. RefSeq names its product potassium voltage-gated channel subfamily A regulatory beta subunit 1 (gene KCNAB1). The record is from RefSeq and is a predicted model, not a curated record. The transcript has 14 exons. The coding region runs from base 574 to 1776 and encodes 400 amino acids. Gene Ontology annotation, molecular function: voltage-gated potassium channel activity; potassium channel regulator activity; transmembrane transporter binding. Gene Ontology annotation, biological process: potassium ion transport; transmembrane transport; negative regulation of delayed rectifier potassium channel activity. Gene Ontology annotation, cellular component: membrane; extrinsic component of cytoplasmic side of plasma membrane; voltage-gated potassium channel complex. NCBI's taxonomy places the organism in Eukaryota, Metazoa, Chordata, Amphibia, Anura, Myobatrachidae.